This is a messenger RNA of Argiope bruennichi, 525 nucleotides long. RefSeq lists its product as uncharacterized. The record is from RefSeq and is a predicted model, not a curated record. NCBI's taxonomy places the organism in Eukaryota, Metazoa, Arthropoda, Arachnida, Araneae, Araneidae. The transcript has 2 exons. Bases 1 to 525 code for a protein of 174 amino acids.
AUGAGUUCAUCUGCUAAUGGAAAUAAUAAUUUUGAUGACCCUCUUUCGGCUCUGGAUGCCGCUUCGGGAAAGAUCAGAGACCUGGAAAUGAGAGUAUGUGACGUUUUGACCAAACAGCAAGAAAUGCAAAAUGAGCUAUAUGCUCUGAAAAUGGAGCUCACUGAAGGAGUUCCAGAGCAAGCUGCAGAAGAAACUUCCGACAUCCAAUUUCCUGAAGACUAUCACUUCACAGAAGAGCUCAAGAAGAUUAUGGAAGAUAUGCAGAAUUCUCAAAAAGCGUGGAUAGAAAAUGUGAAAAAUAUGUCAAAGGCCGAAACGGGAAUCACUAGAACUGCUUCGGACGUAUUCAGGGACAUGGAAAAGCAUCUCAAGCAGAGACUGGAAUACCUACAGGCUGCAAAGACAUUAAUCGAAGGGCCUCUUGUAGAAGAGCCUCCACCUCCUCCACCCCCACCGCCGGAGCCUGAAGAGCCUCCGGAACCAGAAGAAAAGAAAAAGGGAAAGAAAGAUAAGAAAAAGAAGUAG